AUGUCUGGAGCCCUCCUUCCGCACGCGCUCUUGGACCUUACACUCUCCCGGGCCUCUGCACGUUUGGAAACGCUCGCCUACCAGUCCCUUCGCCGCAAUGCCUCCAUCCAAGGCAAACGAUACGCUCACCAGAGCGUGUCUUUCACUGAAAUGGCAUCGAGCGAUUACCUACCGCUAGAGAAAGACGGUCGUUCUUUCUACUCCCGGCGGCAGAUCUCUCGCCAAAAGCUCUCCCCGUUGGAGUACGCUGGGCUCUUCCCAUACACACAAGACAAAGCAGUGACAGAACUGGAGAAGCGUAUAGCAGAGCUGAAAGAGGCACCGGUGACCGAGGCGCCAGAAGCCGCAGAGAUGGCACCGACAUACUCCGAUGAGGAACUCGUUUCUAUGUACGAGGAUCUGCUUGCCGUCCCGUUGCAGACCCAAGGACAGGUCGUAGACUUGGAAGCACAAAAGCGAGCGGAUGAAGCUAUCGUUCGCCGCACCGUCCACUCGCUGUAUGCGCUAGAAGAUCCAAGCGCCAUCGCGAUAGACUUGAAGUCUCAGUACAAGGCAGCGAUAUCCAAGCUGAUCGAGAUGGUUGAGGCGUUGGAGCCCCUCCGCGACCCCUCAGGUGCACUCCCCGUGGAAGUCUCUCUGCUCUCGGACGAGCAAUGGGUCUCUCUGGUCCGUGUUUGUGUGGAGGGGCACGAUGGAGCAGCUGCCGAGACAGUCGUCGGUCUCAUGAAGCGUUCUGGCUCGAACGUGCCGGAUAUUGCUUUGGAGACAGUCAUGUCAGUCUACGCUUCCGCAGGAGACGUCCCCAGCGCGGAACGCUUCCUCGCCACCUUUGCUGGCCCCUCACCUCCCCCCGCUCUUCGCAACCUCCACAUCAAAGCGCACCUCCGCGCCCUCGCACCGCGUACCUUCCCCACCCAGGCCCUGUCCCUCAUCCAUGACUACGAAUCGCGCAACCUCCCCGCUCCCCAGCGCACCUACACACGCCUCAUCUCCAGCCUCCUCUCGCUCCGUUCCUCCGUGGGCGAGGCGCAGGCCUGGGACCUCUUCGCACACAUGCGCUACGUCGCGCACCCGACCCCCGACGCAUUCCUCUACACGCUCAUGAUCUCCGCGUGCGCCUCGCGCGUCAUCGCACCCCAGCCCGCCCGCGCCCUGGACCUCUUUACCGAGAUGACGGUCGACAAGCGCAUCCCGCCCACCGCAGCCGCGUAUACCGCCGCGAUCUACGCGUGCGCGCGUUCGGGGGAGAAGCUGUACGUGGGCGAGGCGUUCCGCCUCGCGAAGGAGAUGCUGGACGGGCACCGCGACGCGUACGGGAACCCCGCGUUCCGCCCUGACCGCAAGACGUUCUGCGCGCUGCUGGAGGGCGCGAAGCGCACCGGGGACCUUGCGAAGGUGCGGUGGAUACUUGCGGAGAUCGUCGCGGAAUGCUUGCGCGAGGGCGGGAGGGGAGGGGUGGCAGUGGACGAGGAGAUCCUGACGCAUGUGUUCCAUGCGUAUGCGGCGUACAGGCCGCCGUUCAAGCGUUCUGAUGUCGUUCUGGUUGAGCGGAACGGGGACAAACCGACGGAGGCGGUAGAUGGGGGAGCAACUGUGUCUCUAGAGGCCGAGGCACGAAGCGCAGAGGCUGCUCCUACGGAGUCCGAGGGUGCGCCCGCACCGCAGGAGGGCGAAGCUACGUCGACAGCAACUGCGAACGUGUCUUCACAGGAGGGAGAGGCCGCUCCAGAGCAUCCACAAUCGCCCGUGGAGACGGAAACAACCCACUUCUCGACCCUUCUCCCGCAGAGCCACGCCGAGGUCCUCGGCGAAGCGCAGGCGCUCUUCGCUCGCGUCCUCCGCUAUGUGGUUACUCCCUUCCGCCAGGCUUCUGACGACGCGGAACACACCUCAGAAGCGGAAGACGCGAUAGCGCACGCGUUCCAGCACGUCCGCCCGACCCCGCGCCUCCUCAACGCGUACCUCUCCGUACACUACGCGCACGCGCUCUUCGACGCAGGCCCGCACCUCUACCGCACCGUCUUCUCCGAGCUCGGGGUGCAGCGGAACGCAUGGACGUACAUCGAGGCACUGGAGCGCGCGGGCCGCGCGAGGCGCGAGGAGCGCAAGCAGGCGCUGCAGUUCGCGCGGGAGGCUUGGGCGGGGUGGGCCCCGGUAGAGGAGGCGUGGUGGCGCAGGGAAGGGGCCAACGAGGCGCGGGUUGACGCGAGACUAGUGGAGAGGGCAUACGUGGCGAUGAUUCGCGUGCUCUCCCUGACGGGCUACCACCGCGAGGCGGUCCGCCUUGUCAGGCAAUUCGUCGACCGGUACCCCCCUAGCCAGGUCAGCAAGCCGAACCCGAAACACGCCCUCCGCUCGACGCGCAUCCUCCUCACCGCCCCCCGUCCGGUCGUGCGCAUGCUGUCUUCCACGGAAGUGCCCGACGAUACAGUGCCCCCGUCGCUGUCGUUCUUUGAGCUGGAGGUGCUGCACCACCGGCUCGUCGCGGUCGGCGAUCGGGAGAGUAUCGGGUACAUUAAGUAUGUGUGCAUGUCGUACCAAGGCGCGUUGAAAAGAAGGAAGGAUGCGGCGCUACGUGCGAAACCAGUCACGGAUCCAGAAGAGCAAGGGGAUGAGUAG
This is a messenger RNA of Dichomitus squalens LYAD-421 SS1, 2619 nucleotides long. RefSeq lists its product as uncharacterized. The record is from RefSeq and is a predicted model, not a curated record. The transcript has 5 exons. NCBI's taxonomy places the organism in Eukaryota, Fungi, Basidiomycota, Agaricomycetes, Polyporales, Polyporaceae. Gene Ontology annotation, molecular function: protein binding. The coding region runs from base 1 to 2619 and encodes 872 amino acids.